Molecule: messenger RNA, 704 nt
Organism: Pieris brassicae (large cabbage white)
Lineage: Eukaryota; Metazoa; Arthropoda; Insecta; Lepidoptera; Pieridae
Exons: 5
Coding region: 66-686 (206 amino acids)
Source: RefSeq, a predicted model, not a curated record
ACAGUGACAGAUACAUUUGCCUUUUUUUAAAUUAUGUUUGGAUUAGUGUAAUUUCGUAUUAUAAAAUGGUGAUUAAAGUGUUAAUUUCGUUGGUUUUACUUUCUUUUGGAAGUUGCUCCAUCAUCAUACCCGAGGAGCUGCCAUCAUUACUGUCCGUGGCCUACUCGAAUAUACCUCCCAUUAAAAAAGGAACGGAUUCCCGUGUCGGUUUCGGCUUCGCGUUCGGUAACCAUGCCGAUUUUCAAGUUAUGUUCGAGUUGGGACCGCAGACAAACACGUUACCUUUGAAUGGCCAAGGUUUUCCUACAAAUGCUAAGCGUCAAGCUGCAUACCCAGUCGAAAAAGUCAAUAAGAAUAGAGAAAAGUUCUUACAAACUGAGGCCGGUAAAUAUUUACAAAAUUGGGCGCAGAAGAUGAAAAAUCCAAAACCUGUUAAGAAACCAGUAAAAACAGAAACACCCAACUUAGAAGAGUCCAUGGUGGAAUUGGUGAAAAACGAUAAAGGCCAGUACGAAAUACACCAGCCACAUCCGGAAAAUCUGUCAAAAACAGCAAUGAACAGUUUGAAAAAACUGUACGGAGAGAAAGAAAAUUCCACAGAACAAACGGAGGCGAAGAAUAAUAAGAGAAGUAAAGAAGAAGUUCGGAAGAUAACGGAAGAUCUAUCGAAUGUUGAUUUAGAAUAAAUGUGUGGUGGAAAUUUG